UGUUUCUUCAGUUCUCUUUCUUUUUCUCUUUAAUUCUUUUCCUUGGUUUAGGUUUGGUUUGUUUUCCUUUUUAGUGUUAAUUAACAAUUAGUGUUUUAAUUCAUUGACAUUUGUGAUCAUGUUUCUAAUUAAAACAUUCUAAUUAACUUAGUGUUUCGAUUAUCUUCUUUUCCAAAGAUUAUCAUCUUUAAAAAUUAAAACAUUUUCUCAAACAAGUGAUAAUCUUUUCCUCUUUUUCUUCAUUUCAGAAUUUGUGUAAAUAAGGUUUGACUUCUCAUCUUUCCUAUUGUCCAUCUUUCUCUCAACAUUUCUUAAGAGUCCUGACCUGAUCUUUUUCUGUUUCUGUUAAUUUAUUCUCUUCCUUAUCUAUUUUUUUUUCUCUCUUCUCUUUCCUUAAUUUGGUUAUAAUUCCUGAUUCCUGGUCAUGGAAUUAUUCUAAUUCGAUUUAACUAGAAAUACAAAAUUACUUCUUGGACUUGUUGUGUGUUUCGCAUCUCUUACUAUAAACCUGGUUUUGGGUUCUCAAGUACCCAUAGAUCUGGUUCUUGUUUUUCUUUUUGGACUCAAUAUAGUGUAACCAUUACAUCAACUUAACCAUUGGAUGUGUUCAACAAAAAAAUUGUGAUACUCUCAAAAGGAUUUAUAUUUAUUGUCAACGGAACAAGGAUUAACAUAUUCUGGUUAAUUUACCGCCACAUUGUGAUUUAUCAUUUAUCUAAUUUCCUCGUUGAUCUUGUUAACAUUUUGGUUUCUUAUAAACAAUUGUCACCUUUAACACAAAUUGCUCAUCCGGAUAGUAAUUGGACAUUUUAUCCACUUCUUUCCUCUCAGCCUCUCACACAUACAUCUCUCAAUGAUACCCAAUUAAGUUUUCUACACACUUUUCUCCCUAAUAAUUAACUGUACACACAAAUUUAACCCACUCACUGAAACAAAAAUCAUGAAUCCUUAUUUUGGUUUAAUGAUUUGGUUGUUAAUUGGCUCAAUGGUCAUCACAUCGGGUAUCAGUGUUGAGCUUAGAGAAGUAAAUGAUAACGAUGGAACAAAUGACGAUAGAAUAUCAUCAUCAUCAUCAGAAGAUGAUAAUCUAGAUCAGCCAUGGCUACAGAUCAAUUUUAUUUCUCCUCAACGUGAAGUUUCCCAAGCAAGUUGGUGGUUUGAUAAUUCAAUUGGCUUCUCUGCUAAAGGAAUGGACCAUUUAUACUUGUUAACCCAACUUCUGAUGAACUGGAUUCAACCACCAGGAAUGCCUCCAGGGUUCAUUAAAGAGGAACUCUUUGAUCACCCUGUGGAACAUGUUAAAGAGAAUCAGUUAAAGAUUUUCACUCACUUUUGGGGUAUAAUACUCACCUCAACCAUAGCAAUAUGUUUGUCUAUCAUUGUGCCAUUAUUAGGUUUUUUACUAUGCUGCUGUUGCUGCAAGAUAUCAUCGAGCAAACAACGUGCCAAACAAACACACAAUCGAGAUCCAACCCUGUACAUCACUUCAUCCUCAUCAAGCUCCGGUUCUCCGGGUCAUCAUGCAAAGAAAAAGAAACCCAAAUACAAGAUUGAUCGUGGACUAGAUCCAUGUUCAAGGUCACUUUGUAGUAUUACACUUUUCACUCUUCUCCUGUUGGUAUCAUUUUUCGUCAUCUGUGCUUUUGUCACCAAUGAAUUUGUUCACAAUGGUAUCAAUCAGUUACCCAAAACGCUUAAUCACAGUUUAGAUGAUAUCAAAUUGUAUCUCAAUAAGACACAAUUUGAGGUAAAUACUUUACUACGAACAAAUUUCCGCCAACUUGAACAAGAACUGGACAAUAGUUUGGAUAAAAGUGGAAUAAUCGUCAAGAAUCGUUUAGCUCAACAUACUAAAGCGAUUGCAUUGGAAAAUUUGACCGCGAUUGUCACAAAAUUGGAUGAAAUUAAUGUCGAACUGAAAGAAUUGUACAAUCAAACGACCCUUUUGGAAUCGGAUGUCAACAGAUUGAAACGUGGACUCGAAAAAAAUCGACAGAAUCUUGAAAAUAUUCUGAAAAACUGUCGCCAUCCAAUUUGUAUUGAUUUGGAAGCCAAGUACCGGCGUAAAUUGCCUCGAUUCCAGAUCUCCAAUAAAUUGGAUAACCUUCCUAACCUGUUCCCCGUUAUUGCAAACAUUUCCGACCUUCUUCAGGCCGGUAUAGUGGGCGAGGUCAGUAAGGGUAAAUCAGCAUUCGACCGGAUUAGCCAAGAGAUACAGAAUGCUGUUAAUGGGUCAAUUCCCGAAAUUAAAAAUCAAAUACGUUUGGUUGGUCGUGAUUUAUCAGCCACUGCCGAUGAAUUAAAUGGGUUGCUUAGUUUACCUUCAGAAGAUAUUGAAAAGGGUAAACGAGAAAUUAACCUUGGAUCACAAUUUUUGAUAAAAUAUGAUGUUUAUCGUAAUUUGGGCUGCCUUGGGGGCACAGCGAUUAUUUUCACCAUCAUGUUGGCCUAUUCUAUUGGCUUACUCUGUGGGGUUUGUAAAAAACAGCCCACUUAUCAUGAGUAUCGAAGUCGUCGAAUCAAGCCAGUCACAUCUUGUCCUUUUCGAUUUGGUAUCUUUCAUGUUUUCCUUUUGUUUGCUGGUCUUAUGAUUUCCACCAUAAUCUUAUUCAUUACUGGAUCAGUUGUCGAUCGUGUUGGCUGUUAUUAUCUUGAGCAUCCAGAGGAACCACAGACUCGACAAUUAAUUGCAAUCCUUCAGAAAAAAUUGGAUGAUGGAUCAAUGUUCAAAUCAAAUUCUGAUCAUGUUGCCCUUCUCAAAGGAAUUAAACCAAAUCUUGCCGAUGUAAUUACUCGAUGUCAUCAGAAUUCCAGUUUAUAUAAUGUCCUUCAACCCAGUAAAUACAAUUCCAUCCAAUUGCAUAACAAUAAGAUCAUCGUUGGAUUUAAUAUCAGUAAUAUACUUGAGUUCAAAGGACGAUACAAGAUCGAAACUGGUCUAAGAAGACUUCUGGCUAAUGUGAACUUUGACCCAUCGUCAAUCGUCAUCCUUACUCAACGAGCUAUCCUGCUUCUGGAAAGGCUAAGAGAGACCAACCUGGAUAGUCUUAAUUUUUCAUCGUUUUCCAAUUUAAUGUAUCAAAAGGUGAUUCCAUUGGAUUUGCAUAAUAUUUCCCAAGAGAUCGCCCAAGAAGCCAAAAAACUGCCCCCCUCGCACUUUAAUUUCAGCUCAGAGCUCCAAGAUGUCGCUUUCUUGCUGGAGGGUUAUCAUAAUAGACUAUUGAAAGAGAUUCAAGAAUCGUUGAUUAAAUUGAAUAAAGCAGCUCAACGGAUUAAAGAUAAAUCAUCAUUUGGAUCUCGAGGACUUCGAGAGGCCCUUACGAUACUUUUAAAGCAAGCAAAAAGUGCACAGAGUUUAAUUGAACAGCGAGGUAAAAAUGUAAUCAAGGAAGAUGCUGAACACUUUAUUAAUGAUUUAGGUUCUCUCAUUGAUCAAUAUGCUCAACAUGUUGUUGAUGAGGUUGAGAAUCGAUUGGGUAAAUGUGAACCCGUUAGUCGUGCAAUCAACGCAACAACUAUUGGUAUUUGUAAAGAGAUUGUUUUACCAUUUAAUGGAUACUGGUUCAGUAUGGGCUCAGCGAUUCUCCUAUUAUUGCCCGCUACAAUCUGCGCAUCAAUAUUGGCCAGACUAUUUCGUAAACUGAAAAGACCUCAAGCCCGUCGUCAUGCUGAUGCAGAUUCUGAUCUGACUUUGGAAAAUUUUGACGAAGACGACAUUCCUCUCGCUCAGGUCGUUAAACAAACCGAUUUACCAUUUGAGGCUCGGCGAAACCCACCAAUGUACCAAAAUUCAUCAGCACCCAGUGCUCCUCAUUCCGAAGAAAAUUGGAUAACCUCAGCAACAUCCCCACCGCACAUGUAUACUCGUCCUCCACCCUACAAUUUUCACAAUUAAUCCAAACCAAAUCAACUCUUAGAGUUCGUAAAUUGUCAAAAGAAAAAACAAAAAACUCAACUAAGAAAACAAAAGAGAAAACAAUUGACAGAAAAUCUCGCCAAUUCUAAUGUACCUCCUUUAUCAUUUCACCCAAUUCAUUAAUGAUCCUUAAUUAAUUACCUUAGUUCUCUCUUUAUGUCUUUUUUUCACUUCUUUUUUCACUCUCUAUUUAAUAUCAUUUUCAUUAUAUUCAUUUAAUCUCAUUGUAAACUCUUAUGGACUUAUGGUUGGCGAAAAGUGUAUAAAUAAAACGAGAGAAAAUGUAAUGUGAUUUAA
Panonychus citri (citrus red mite) is the source of this 4213-nucleotide messenger RNA. RefSeq names its product prominin-1-like. The record is from RefSeq and is a predicted model, not a curated record. The transcript is spliced from 8 exons. Bases 941 to 3895 code for a protein of 984 amino acids. Lineage: Eukaryota; Metazoa; Arthropoda; Arachnida; Trombidiformes; Tetranychidae. Gene Ontology annotation, cellular component: membrane.